This is a messenger RNA of Paramormyrops kingsleyae, 4611 nucleotides long. RefSeq names its product immunoglobulin superfamily, member 3-like (gene igsf3l). The record is from RefSeq and is a predicted model, not a curated record. Gene Ontology annotation, cellular component: membrane. Lineage: Eukaryota; Metazoa; Chordata; Actinopteri; Osteoglossiformes; Mormyridae.
UAGGCACGCACUCAGGCACCUACAGGUAGACAGGCAGAAAUAAGAGCUUGCCUGGAGUGGCUCCUGUAAACACAAAGGCAGCUGCAGUCCCAAAAAGGGAACCACUUAUAGUCACACUGGCCCAGCAAAAACUGAAUUUCUUUUGGUCUAUUGUUGUUUGUUUGUUUUGGUUUCCAUAGUUAGUUAAGAGAGUCUUUAAAGGGGGAUGACUCAAAUGAUUUUUUAUGUUAUUUCUUUUUACUUUCAUUUUCAGCAACGCCAAAUGCUCAGCCUGAACAAAGAGACCGGUUAAGCUACUCUCCUGUUUCCUUCUUUCAGCCUUGAAUCUGACACUACAGAAAAAUGAGAGGAACUAGACGCCGAGGGUGUGCUGUGUUCUCACGCUGGUUUUGUGGUCACCUUGCUACAUGAGGCUGUCACAGGAUGUCUGUCAGCAAUUCGAUCAGACAGCUAAGAAGACCACAGAUGUUCCACUUCCUUCUGCUUGAGAGUGAAGUGUACAGAAGGCAUCAGCAGCCACUUACGGAUCAAUUCAGGCACACAGAAACAGAGAGAUGGAAACUCCUGAGCGGCUGGAGCGAAUUCCACGACGCCUCCGGGUGUCCCUACUUCUACUCUGCUUGAGCACAGCUGUGCAGUGGGAUGUGUGUGAGAGCCAGAGAGUCAUCGACAUAAAUAAAGGCCCCCUGUAUCGCGCAGCCGGCUACCCGCUGGAAAUCUCCUGCAACGUCAGCAACGUGGCAAGCUACACUCGACAGCACUUUGAGUUCUCCAUCUAUAAGCUGGCCCAGCCCAACCAACCAAUCAACAUCAUCAGCACCAAAGACCCCAACUUCGCCUAUGCCAAAUAUUCUACAAGAGUGAGAACCAAAGACAUCGAGAUUGAGCGUAAGAGUGACUUCUCUGUGCUACUUCACAUCAAAAGCACGGACGAUUUGGAUGCAGGAGAAUAUGAGUGCUCCACCCCCAAUCCAGAUGGCUUGUAUUACGGCAGUUAUGCCGAAAAGACCAAGAUAAACAUCAUUCAGGACACUCUGAGUGCCUCUUCUGAUGACAUUGACCUGUCCAAGACGGAGGGAGAGUCACUCAUGCUGGACUGCGAGGUGUCUACCCAAAGCUUCCAGCACACCCACCUGUCUGUCACCUGGUACCUGCAGGCGGCUGGGGACAGCCAGCCCCACCCUAUUAUCCAACUAGACCGGGAUUUUUCUCUGAAGCCGGGGGAAGGCUUUGAGGAACGGUACCACACCGGCCUGCUCAGCUUCAAUAAGGUGGGUGGAACCACCUAUCGGCUGGCUCUGUCUAAGGUACAGGUGAACGACCAAGGCACCAUCUUCUGUGAGGGCAGUGAGUGGAUCCAGGAUCCAGACCUUUCAUGGUACAGACUGGCCUACAAAAGAACCAACGGGACAAACCUCCAGAUCCAGCCAAUGACUGCUGAUCCAGACUUCUUUAGUGUGCACUUGGAGACCCCUAAGGAGGGUGUCCGGGAGGGUGAACUUCUGAAGAUGAAGUGCACAGUGGAGGCACAGAAUCUUCCAGAUCGAUAUUUCACUGUGGCUUGGCUGCGGCUUGGCAAGGAGGUGGCCCGUGUUGGCCCCACAGGAGUGCCCUCUGUCACCCAGGAUUACGAACGCAGGGAGCAAGAAGGGGAGGUCAGCGUGGUGAAGAAGAGUGACAAGGACUACAUGCUGUUCUUUAGGCCUGUCAGACUGGAGGACCAGGGGGAGUAUCAGUGCAAGAUCUGGAGGGACAACAAGGGAGAAGCGGGAGCCUUCAUUCAGGGGCCGAGCAAUGAGUCCAAAGUGGAGAACGUGCGGAUCACUGUCACAGAAAGCAACUUGACGGUCACUUCACCAAGCCUGAUGGUGACUACCAUCCAUGGCAGUGUGCUGCAGGUCUCCUGCACAGUGACAGGAGCUAAGGGACAGGUGUCUGUGACCUGGCAGCACAUGGAUGGCCAGGGACCCUUCAGUGAUGUCAUCACCCUGAAUCAAAAUGGAAUAAUGGAUCCCGCUCUGCGAUUCCAGCAGAGGAUGGAAAUGGGGGACGUACAGGUCCACCGUGUGUCAGCCAGCUCCUUCACACUCAAGAUAGCCAAUGCACAGCCCACAGACUCAGGGACUUAUAAAUGCAUCGCAUCUGACUGGGUGACCGAUAGCAAUGGGAAUCUGAAAAAGGCUGACAGCAAGUCCCAGGAGCUCAAAGCUAUUGUCCAGCCUAUUAGAUCCCUCAUACGUGCAUCUUUAAGCGGCCGCAAAGUUCAGGAAGCGAAGGAAAACGACACAUUAGAACUCAUCUGUAAAGUGAAGAGGCCCAAGAUACCUUUAUCAGUGACAUGGAAGUUUAAGCAUGAAAAUGCAACGUCUGAAGAAGAAAUAGUGUCGCUGCUGCAUACUGGUGAUAUAAGGUGGUAUAAAGAAAGCCAUACUUAUCAGCCAAAAGCAGAAGUUCAGGAGGAAGAAACCAGCUUCACACUGAAAAUGUACAGGGCCAGCAUCUCAGAGGCUGGCUCCUACCAAUGUGUCAUUGAGACAUUUUUAAGACAAGUGCAAGUGUCAUCGAUUCCCUCCAACCACUUACGUGUGAUUAUUACACGACCAGUGAGCACCUUGUCCAUCACAAUGGGACCUCCAUCUCCCCUGAAGUAUAAUGCAAACUCAGAUGUUCUGAUGGAGUGUCGCAUCCUCAAGUCUACAGUCAACUCCAGCCGCUUUUCUGUCUCCUGGCUUGUCCAAAGGGAGGGAAAGGGACAUCACACACUUCUCAGUAUGGAUCAUGACUCUGUCACCUCUGGGAUCCAAGGAGAGAAAAGGUUCAGCCUAAUGAGAAGUGAAGCCCAGCUGUACACACUGAUGAUCAGGCAGGCUAAGCCUUCUGAUAAUGGUCUGCACUACUGCCAGGUGGAAGAGUGGCUGCAAGACCCACAUGGGGUCUGGUAUACGCUGUCCUCACAAUCUGCCUCCGUGGAGCUCAUCGUCACACUUCAACAAAGUGAAUUCAGACUGAUGAAAAACAACAUUGAGAUCUCAGUAGCAGAAAACCACCCUGUGACUAUCAACUGCACCUUGGGUUCUGGCAGUACCACAUCUUUGUCUCACUAUUCCAUCACCUGGAACUUCAAUGAAGUCAACUCUUCAGACACAUUGGUGCUAGCAAAAUUUGGACCUCGAGGUGAACUGGACCCUGCAACUGUAGUACCACAAGGGAUGUCUUUCUAUCGAACAGCCCUCGACACCUUCAGGCUGACCAUCCAGAAAGCCAGAGUUAAUGACAGUGGUAACUACUCCUGCUGGGUGGAAGAGCACCAACUAGGCCCAGAAAGCACCUUGCUGCUGAAGGCCUCUGAUGAGUCAGGAGUCACCAGAGUCAGCGUGGAGUCAACAGGACCCGACGCAGUACGGUCUGGCCCCAGCUCCUCUGCAGUGAUCCUGGUUGUGUUUGGGGUCCUUGUGGUUAUCUUGAUCAUCGUGACUGUAGUCCUGUCUCACAUGCUACACCGCCAGUCCGCUGAAAUUAAGAGGAAGAAGGGGUCCCUGUGGACUGAGAGCCAACAAUUGAAGCCACAGCCAGAGCUGUGAACCCAGAACCGUCCCCCAGCACACAUCCAAGUCUUGUCCUCCACAGGGCCAUUUCUCAGGGAUUGCUCAAUGAGUUUUUUUUCUGUUUUUGAGUUCCUAUGUUUUAGUUGAUUAAUGUCUUGCACUAUCAAUCAAUAUUUAAAAUGUGGGCUAUCAAUGAAAAUCAUCCACUAUAAACUUUGAAUAAUAUUACGAUGCUUUCUACUUGAAUGUCUAAUUUAACAAUAAAAGUAUUUUUCAAAUUUAAAGUGCAUUGAUAUUUGACUUUUACAUACAAAAAUGCACAUUUUACAAAGAAUGAUUUGUGAAACUUCUGUACAUAGAACAUACGUUAUGCUCUACAUAUAGCAUAUUCAGCGUUAGAAAGUAGGACAUCUAUGGUCUUCUCACUGCUGUGGUAACAAAACCACAGAAUGCAUCUUUUAGGUAAAUGUUAGCAGCAGUAUCAAAACUAACUAAUACUAAGGAAAAAGCAGAGACACCUCUGUUCAAAGAGAAAUUACAAAAGUACUUUGGAUGAAGUUCCCAUUUUAAUGCUUUGCUAUGUGUGGUUAAAAGAAAUGCACCCCUUGUUUUCUAUAUUGUUUAAUGAGCCACUGAACUCAUGCAACUUCUUAUCUAAUUUCAUAUUGUUACGAUUGAAUGAGACAUGAACAGUUUAAUCAACAUGAGCACUUUUACUUCUCUUUGUUAGAAUCAAAGUACUGAGUUUGUUGAGUGUUUGAAUGUGCUAGUGUGACUGUAUUGAUACCCUUAAUGUUGCAUUUUUUCUGUGUAUUUUACGUAGUGGUAUUUCGGGGUUUUUUGUACAUUGUUUAUUUUAUGAAGAUAAUGUGCAGGAAAACAUCAGAAAAACAGAAACAUAAAAUUACAUUUGCUUUUUCUUUUUUUUUUUUAAUGUGACAACUUUCCUGUUGAUAUUGCUGCACAGGGAGAGAAAGAGCUAAAACACCAGCUUUGUGUACCUUUAUUCAUGUAGCUGUUAAAAUGAAGCUAAUGCAAAAAAUAAAUGGAGAAUGGUUGUUUUAAA